GGAUUCAUCCGUGGAUUCUGCCACUCUCCAGCGAUGCUUCUGCCAGUUAAGCUCUCUGGGUAUGGACCCUGUCAUCUUGUUAGGUGGAUACUCUACUUUUGCCCAUCUAUACCCUUUCUUGUGUACUCAUAAAAUGAUACUUUUAGAGUCUGAGCGGGAAGCCCUCACUAUUUACCCAUCAGAGAUCCUGGAGGGUUCUUUAUACCAGGGUUCAGCACAUCAAGCCUCUGACUACAGGAUCAUCAAAAACCUUCACAUCACACACGUGUUAAAUGCUACCGGUGAGUGUCCAGAUGCCUUUCCGGCAACUCUUUGCUACCUGAGAUUGCGUCUCAAUGAUGACACUCACCAGGAUGUGUUUGAGAGUUUCCCAGUAGCUAACAAAUUUAUCAGUCAGGCUCUGCAAGUGGAUGGAGGCAGAGUCUUGGUACACUGCAGCUUGGGACGGAGUCGCAGUUCAGCCCUUACACUAGCCUUCCUUAUGGAGCACCAACGUUGGACUCUGCGACAUGCCUAUGAAUGGCUGAAGGAGAAGCGAGCAUGUGCUGCUCCAAAUGCUGGUUUUCUAAGGCAGCUUUCAAGCUAUGAGGAGCGAUUAUUUGGAAAGAAGCUGACAGCACUUGAUGACCUGUGUGUCUAGACAAGAUGGCUUUCAUUUUGCAUGAUCAUGCAAAAUCAGCUAUAACUAUAAACACUUUGAUGUAUGGAGCUGGUGAACACUCUGGUGUAAUAAAUAUGGACAACCCCCUUAAGUAUUACUACAGUAAAUCACUAAAACACUAAAGACUGGAUCAAACAAAAGUAAUGGCCAUCAAAAUGCAUGCUAUUGUUUGGUGUUCAUUUCUUUGGUAAAGUAUAUUUUCAGCAGUUUACCUUCUGAUGUAUUCUGCACUUGCAUAAAGCAUUAG
Messenger RNA from Erpetoichthys calabaricus (reedfish), 908 nucleotides. RefSeq names its product probable rhodanese domain-containing dual specificity protein phosphatase. The transcript has a single exon. Bases 62 to 640 code for a protein of 192 amino acids. Gene Ontology annotation, biological process: protein dephosphorylation. The record is from RefSeq and is a predicted model, not a curated record. Gene Ontology annotation, cellular component: cytoplasm. NCBI's taxonomy places the organism in Eukaryota, Metazoa, Chordata, Cladistia, Polypteriformes, Polypteridae. Gene Ontology annotation, molecular function: protein tyrosine/serine/threonine phosphatase activity.